ACCCUGCCCAUGAGGAAUCUCCCAACUCAUCCCUGCUCUCAUCCUUUCUCUGGUUACGGCGUUCAAUGGCGUUUCUUAUCGAAUAUUCUCAUGUGAAGUAUUACACAUUUUCAUCCUAGUAAAAGUUACAAAAUCGACCCCUUUAGCAUUAACGUGUUGCGACGAGUUUUGAGUGGUUUUCACUGUCAGUGUUUCUGCGGUAAUAUCCAAAGUAGUAUUGAAGUUUCAAAAGUAAGAAUGAAUGUGACAGAGCAUCAGAAGACGAUUUUAUUAAAUUUCAUGAAGAGUCAUCCAGAUUUUGGUAAUGGGAGGAUGCGAUAUAAUUCACAUAACAAAAGAAAAAUGGAUGAAAUGUGGACUAACAUAACACAAUUAUUGAACACGUCAGGAUAUGGUCCAAAAAAGUCUGAGAAAGAAUGGGCAAAGACGUGGAGAGACUGGAAGUCCAAUGUUCUAAAAAAAGUUCUAAAAAGAAGACAUGUGGCAGGCAUUGGUGGCGGAUCACCAUUAAAAUUAAGUUUGACCAGCAUUGAAAAUAAUUUGCUGGAAUUCCUUGCACCUGAUGUAGCAGGUUUGACAGGAGUUAUAGAAGGAGGGCUUGGUAACGUUGGUCCCUCCCCUUUGAGAUUUUCAGAUUUCCCAAUGGAUAAACAAUGGAUUGAGAAUACCCCAAAUUCAUCAAAAGGAGUAGAAAUCUCAGAACAAAGUGAGGUUCUCAGUAACACUGCAAAUUCAACAAUGAAAAAUAAAUCUUAUGGUGGAUUUUUGUAUGAAGAAAAGACAACUACAUCGGACAAAGAAACAUUUGGGAGAGGCGAUGAAAGUCCAGCUCACAUGGAACCAUUAUGUGAUCUUAAAGACGGCGAGAAUAUUCAGUCAACGUCUACGCCAAAAAAUCAAAUAACGUCGAAACGUCUAUGUGUUGAUGAAGGAGAAAACCGUAAUACAACAAAUAAAAAGAGAGCCCUGAUGGAAGUAUUCAAUUUCCAAAAUAAAGUUUUGCUUCUUAAAAAAGAAAAAUUGGCUCUUGCCAGAGAGAAACUAGCUUUCAAAAAACAAAGCCACAAGGAAUUGAUGAAUCAAGUAAAAAUAAUGACUAGCGCAAUAGUAUCAUUGCAAAGAACCAUUGAAGAAAUGGGGCCUCAAUAUUUAGAAAUGUAAAAUUAAA
Molecule: messenger RNA, 1168 nt
Organism: Orussus abietinus
Lineage: Eukaryota; Metazoa; Arthropoda; Insecta; Hymenoptera; Orussidae
Exons: 7
Coding region: 238-1161 (307 amino acids)
Cellular component (GO): nucleus
Source: RefSeq, a predicted model, not a curated record